Molecule: messenger RNA, 7725 nt
Organism: Pteropus alecto (black flying fox)
Lineage: Eukaryota; Metazoa; Chordata; Mammalia; Chiroptera; Pteropodidae
Gene: ATP2A2
Product: ATPase sarcoplasmic/endoplasmic reticulum Ca2+ transporting 2
Exons: 21
Coding region: 55-3183 (1042 amino acids)
Biological process (GO): regulation of cardiac muscle contraction by calcium ion signaling; intracellular calcium ion homeostasis; calcium ion transmembrane transport
Cellular component (GO): membrane
Molecular function (GO): ATP hydrolysis activity; ATP binding; P-type calcium transporter activity involved in regulation of cardiac muscle cell membrane potential
Source: RefSeq, a predicted model, not a curated record
GGAGGCGAGGAGGCCGCGGGGACGGGAGGCGAGGCCGGCCGGGCCCCCGCAGCCAUGGAGAACGCGCACACAAAGACGGUGGAGGAGGUGCUGGGCCACUUCGGGGUCAACGAGAGCACGGGGCUGAGCCUGGAGCAAGUCAAGAAGCUCAAGGAGAGAUGGGGCUCCAACGAGUUACCAGCUGAAGAAGGAAAAACUUUGCUGGAACUUGUGAUUGAGCAGUUUGAAGACUUACUAGUUAGAAUUUUAUUGCUGGCAGCAUGUAUAUCUUUUGUUUUGGCUUGGUUUGAAGAAGGUGAAGAAACAAUUACAGCCUUUGUAGAACCCUUUGUAAUUUUACUUAUAUUAGUAGCCAAUGCAAUUGUGGGUGUAUGGCAGGAAAGAAAUGCUGAAAAUGCAAUCGAAGCCCUUAAGGAGUAUGAGCCUGAAAUGGGCAAAGUAUAUCGACAGGACAGAAAGAGCGUACAACGGAUUAAAGCUAAAGACAUCGUUCCUGGUGAUAUUGUGGAAAUUGCUGUUGGGUCACAGAAGCCUGCGGAUAUAAGGUUAGCUUCCAUCAAAUCUACUACUCUGAGAGUCGACCAGUCAAUUCUCACAGGUGAAUCUGUCUCUGUCAUCAAGCACACUGACCCUGUGCCUGACCCACGGGCUGUCAACCAAGACAAGAAGAACAUGCUCUUUUCUGGUACAAACAUUGCUGCUGGCAAAGCCAUGGGAGUGGUGGUGGCAACUGGAGUUAACACUGAAAUUGGCAAGAUCCGGGAUGAAAUGGUGGCGACGGAACAGGAGAGAACCCCACUCCAGCAGAAACUGGAUGAGUUUGGGGAACAGCUUUCCAAAGUCAUCUCCCUUAUCUGCAUUGCAGUCUGGAUCAUAAACAUUGGGCACUUCAAUGACCCAGUUCAUGGAGGCUCCUGGAUCAGAGGUGCUAUUUACUACUUUAAAAUUGCAGUGGCCCUGGCUGUAGCAGCCAUUCCCGAAGGUCUGCCUGCUGUCAUCACCACCUGCCUGGCUCUUGGAACUCGCAGAAUGGCAAAGAAAAAUGCCAUUGUCCGAAGCCUCCCUUCUGUGGAAACCCUUGGUUGUACUUCUGUUAUCUGCUCAGACAAGACUGGUACACUUACAACAAACCAGAUGUCAGUCUGCAGGAUGUUCAUUUUGGACAAAGUUGAAGGUGACACUUGUUCCCUUAAUGAAUUUACUAUAACUGGAUCAACGUAUGCACCUGUUGGAGAAGUGCAUAAAGAUGAUAAACCAGUGAAAUGUCAUCAGUACGAUGGUCUUGUAGAAUUGGCAACGAUUUGUGCUCUUUGUAAUGACUCUGCUUUGGAUUACAAUGAGGCAAAGGGUGUGUAUGAAAAAGUUGGAGAAGCUACAGAGACUGCUCUCACUUGCCUGGUAGAGAAGAUGAAUGUAUUUGAUACCGAAUUGAAGGGUCUUUCUAAAAUAGAACGAGCAAAUGCCUGCAACUCGGUCAUUAAACAGUUGAUGAAAAAAGAAUUUACUCUAGAGUUUUCACGUGAUCGAAAAUCAAUGUCAGUUUAUUGUACACCGAACAAGCCAAGUCGGACAUCAAUGAGCAAAAUGUUUGUAAAGGGUGCUCCUGAAGGUGUUAUUGACAGGUGUACCCACAUUCGAGUUGGAAGUACGAAAGUCCCUAUGACUCCCGGAGUCAAACAGAAGAUCAUGUCUGUCAUUCGGGAAUGGGGUAGCGGCAGUGACACACUGCGAUGCCUGGCUCUGGCCACUCAUGACAGCCCACUGAGAAGAGAAGAAAUGAACCUCGAGGACUCUGCCAACUUCAUUAAAUACGAGACCAAUCUGACUUUCGUUGGCUGCGUGGGCAUGCUGGACCCUCCAAGAAUUGAAGUGGCCUCUUCUGUGAAGCUGUGCCGGCAAGCAGGCAUCCGGGUCAUCAUGAUCACAGGGGACAACAAGGGCACCGCUGUGGCCAUCUGUCGCCGCAUUGGCAUUUUUGGGCAGGAUGAGGAUGUGAUGUCAAAGGCUUUUACAGGUCGAGAGUUUGACGAGCUUGGCCCUUCAGCCCAGAGAGAUGCCUGCUUGAAUGCCCGCUGUUUCGCUCGAGUUGAACCUUCCCACAAAUCUAAAAUUGUAGAAUUUCUUCAGUCCUUUGAUGAGAUUACAGCUAUGACUGGGGAUGGUGUGAACGAUGCUCCUGCUCUGAAGAAAGCUGAGAUCGGCAUUGCCAUGGGCUCUGGCACCGCAGUGGCUAAAACUGCCUCUGAGAUGGUCCUGGCUGACGACAACUUCUCUACCAUAGUGGCUGCCGUGGAAGAGGGGCGGGCCAUCUACAACAACAUGAAGCAGUUCAUUCGCUACCUCAUCUCGUCGAAUGUGGGGGAAGUUGUCUGUAUUUUCCUGACAGCAGCCCUUGGAUUUCCUGAGGCUUUGAUUCCUGUCCAGCUGCUCUGGGUCAAUCUGGUGACAGAUGGCCUGCCUGCCACUGCACUGGGCUUCAACCCUCCGGAUCUGGACAUCAUGAAUAAACCGCCGCGGAACCCAAAGGAGCCACUCAUCAGCGGGUGGCUCUUCUUCCGCUACCUGGCUAUUGGCUGUUACGUUGGCGCUGCUACCGUGGGUGCUGCUGCGUGGUGGUUCAUUGCUGCUGACGGCGGUCCAAGAGUGUCUUUCUACCAGCUGAGCCAUUUCCUACAGUGUAAAGAGGACAACCCGGACUUUGAAGGAGUGGAUUGUGCGAUCUUUGAAUCCCCGUACCCAAUGACAAUGGCGCUCUCUGUUCUAGUAACCAUAGAGAUGUGCAAUGCCCUCAACAGCUUGUCUGAAAACCAGUCCCUGCUGAGGAUGCCCCCUUGGGAGAAUAUCUGGCUCGUGGGCUCCAUCUGCCUGUCCAUGUCGCUCCACUUCCUCAUCCUCUACGUCGAACCCUUGCCACUUAUCUUCCAGAUAACUCCGCUGAAUUUGACCCAGUGGCUGAUGGUGCUGAAAAUCUCCUUGCCUGUGAUUCUAAUGGACGAGACGCUCAAGUUUGUGGCCCGCAACUACCUGGAACCUGGUAAAGAGUGUGUGCAGCCCGCCACCAAAGCCUGCUCGUUCUCGGCAUGCACCGAUGGGGUUUCCUGGCCGUUCGUGCUGCUCAUAAUGCCCCUGGUGAUCUGGGUAUAUAGCACAGACACUAACUUUAGUGAUAUGUUCUGGUCUUGACUGACAGUUUUACAUAAAGAAGAUGUUUAACUUAAUCAAUUAAUUUUUUAUUGUUUAAAGCAACUGUCUAUUUCUGCUGAAUUUCACAUGAGCAUAUUCGCUGGUGAUGGAGAUUUCAUACUCUAGGUUUUGUUUUGCUUUUUCUGACUCCAGUGGGGCAAGAUUUUCCUUUUUUAUACACAUAAUUAAAGUGUCCAUUGACAUGUACAGAGAACUAACACUAUUUUAUGCAAAUAUUUUUUUGUAGAUGAAAAAGCAUGUACAGUGUUCUGUUUAAUACUCAUCCUUGUAUAAAAAAAAAAGUUGAGCCAGCAGACAUUGUCAGCAAAUUAAUUGGCAGCAGAUUUUAGGAAAUGAAUGUGUGUGGUUUUUUUCUCAAACAAAAUAGCAUGGAUUUUGUCUUUUGCAUGAUCAUCUGGAUUUAAUCUGAGAUCACAGUCUAAUUUUUAUUCAUAAGCCAAUUUUUCUGCACUGGGCAGAGUACUGCUACCUCAGUCAGUAUUUUUUGGUUUGCCACUCCCUCACCCACUCCGUUCACCUCCACCCCACCCCCACCCCCCACUCCCGGCCCCGCUCAGCUGCUUCUCCUGUAGGAUUUCGAUGGUUCUGUUUACAUCAGUCUUAAGAGGUAUGCCUGUUCUCGCUUGUGCAGAAAACAUUGUUCCAGAUUCAAUUGACUGGGUUCAUGUCCCCUCACGCAGUUUUUAAGGUUAUUUAUUUAAAUGUGUAGUGUAUUUUACUGUAACAGACAUUGUUUUGCCAACACUGCCUAUUUCAGUGGCACUUCACAAUCUAGUUCUAAAAAAUAAAAUUUUUAAAUGGACAGAAAAUAACUGUCUUGUUUUUAACUCAAGUGGCUUAGCUUGACCUAUGAUAGAUGUAUUCAGCUCUCUCUUAAGUUUUUAGCUCAGAUGUUUGGUUUGACUGUGCUUGAGGGGAAGAAGGAUCCUGUUCUGCUGCAUAGAUAGUUGUAGGAAUUUUAUUUGUUAAUGCAUAGGCACUAAUGGUCAUCUGUGACACAUUUUAUGCAAGUUUCUGCUGGCCUGUUUUAGCCUGGUGUAAAGAACAUAAGGGCAAGUGUGUGUGUGUGUGUGUGUGUGUGUAUGUAUGUGUGUGUAUGUGUUUUGUAAAAUCUGUAAAUAGCACAUGACCAAAUGAACAUAUUGUAUAGAACUAUUUUUAUUUGAAUGUGGCACUAACCACCACCACCUUUAGUGUGAUAAAUGUUUGCGCAUGUUCCAGAUCAGUCUUACCAACAGUGUAUAAGGCAUUAACAGUCCUAACUGCGGUGUUUUCCUCCAUUGCCUUCCAACAUCCAUCAACUAACGUGAGUAUUCUCUGGAUUCAGAUGCUUUAGCCUAAAGGCGAAUGCCGCCAAGUGAGCUAGCUGUAUGACUAGUGAAUAAGGUCCUCGCGUCAGACACUGCUGUGCUCCGUGGCUGUCCCCGAGAGCAGUGGGCAUACAGUGUGUGCCGGCUGCACACACAUGGUCAGGCUAGCUGCCUAGGACCCUGGCAUCGCCAGAUGUCGGGGAGGGCCUGAGGGAAGAGACAUUUGUUGAGUUGGUCAGAUUGACAGGCUGAGGGAGCUGUCCUUUGCUAGCACUAAGAUGAGUCAUAAAAUCGUGUUUCUUUUGAUCUUUGCUAGUUGCAAGGAUUUGUCCCAGAACCUUGGUUCAUUAAAAAGCUAGUGAAAGCAAGUAACUGAACUAAUGAACUUAUGCAUCUGUAGGUCCUCUUAAAUAAGCCACUCUUUUCACCAUCUGAGUCACAUCCUUUGUAGCUGAGACUUGGUCUUCUCUCUCCAGGGUAUGUUAAAGCAGUUACUAGGGCAUGGCUCUGCCCAGCCGGGAAACUAGCAGCUCUGUCGCAAAGGCGGCCUGGGCAGCAGCUUGUAUUCAGUGGGCUCACACCUCCCUCCUUGUGAGGGCCUGAGUGUUGCUGUGAAGGUCCCUGGGCCCUGGUUACUGGGCCAGCCAGAAGACGCAGUGUGAAUGCUGAGAGUCUGGGGGAAAGUUAACAAGUGUCAAGCAGGUCAAGGUGCUGCUGUGGUCUGAGGUCUGAGUAUGAGGAGAUAGAAGUGGAACAUGAAGACUGACUAAAUGGAGGGUCCUGCCUGGCUCACCGCGGCCUGUCGCAGAGGAAGGGGAGGUUGGUUUGAAUGUUUAGCAUCAUAAAGUAUAAAAAGAAAUGGGCCAAGUGGACGAAAUGCAAGGAGUGCAUCUUGGCCGUACACCAAAACGGUGUCUGAGCUUGUCGGGUGGUGAGCUAGUCAAUGGAAACCAAACUAACCGAAUAGUCAGCUCUUUCCGACGCAGUUCCUGGAUUUAGCGGCCUUUACAUAAUAAGUUGAAUGGUGUGGGCCGCUCUAGGAGAUGUGCACAGCCUCAGAUGGCCCUGGGCUGGCCGUUGCCUUGUGGUUUCUUAGCUUCAGUCCCGUCCAGCCCACGGAGGCAGUUUGGGCACCACUUCCCUCAGCCCAGACGGCUGGGAGUGGGGAGGACACUCUGCUGCCUCAAGCAGGUCCCCUUGUCUGCUCUGCUUCAGGCUUCACCUCUGAAAAACAUGUCGGCAUCAGUGCCCCCUCAGCGGUGGUUUCGCUGUGGGCGCAUCCCUGGGCUCAGGCCUCCCUCCUGCAGGGAGUCGCAGCUGCCCAGCCCCACCCCCGCCCGGCACCUGCAGGAAGGCACUGUGGGUCUGUUCUGCCACCAUCAGCAACUUGAUGGGGCAGUGCCUUCCUCAGCUCCUGCCUGAAACACUUUCCCCCUGGGUCUGUGGCCCAUCCCAUAAGUCGUCUUCUUGCCACCCCGUGCUCACCCAGCCUCUUUGAUGCAGCUUUGCCCAGAAGAUGGCAAUCUCACACGUCCCCUCCCAGGGACACCUCCGGCAGCUCGUUCUGCACCUGUACCUUGCUAGUAAUAAGGCACUGUUAGAGCUGCGUGAGGCCACAGCCAAGCAGGGCAUUUGCCAGCCUCCUUCACAAGCAGCUGCUACCACCUCACCCUCCAGCUGGGGCCUUGGACCCCCGAAGGUCUGUGUGGUAGGCAGCCCUCAGCAGUAUGAGGCCAUGAGCUGCUCAGUGUCUGCCAAGCACCCGCCCACGGCCCAGAGCCACAGCCUGCUGCAUCCUCAAAGCCAAGUCCACCAUUGCCUUUUUAAUUUAACCACCAAAUUCUGUCAAAGCCACCACCCUGCAGUGAACAAUGAGGGCCACCUACAGCCUUCUUUCUUGAAGGGGAGCAGUGAUAAGCAGUGCGUACAGCAGUUCCCCGCCGGGACUGGGCAGAGCGAGGCCUGCAGCCCGGAGGCUGCCCCUGGGGAGGGGCGGGGGCAGGGCGCCAGAGGCUUGGCGCUGCCACACCGCUCACUUCUGCUUCCGCUCCCUUCCCUCUGCACUGCUAACCGAAGAACUGUCCUUCCCUCCUGUCUCUCUCCUGUUACACCCAAAGCAAUUAAGUGUCUGCCUGAUGGGAUUCUCCUGUGAGCUUGGGGGGUGGGGGGACUUUGCUCUGUAGCCAGAUGACGUGAGAGGUCUGUGCAGCCAAGCUAGUGCUUCUAGAUGCUACCCUGUGUGGGCAGUGCCUCAGGGACAGUUCAUCAGAAAUGCUGGUCUUGAAAUCUUAAAAGAUCAAACUGAAUAGCCCCUUUUAUCUGUCACUGUUAACUUUAGUUACUCUAACAUUUCCUCCCCAUAUUUCGUAAAGCUGAUUUCUUUCCUCUUUCUUUCCUUUUCAGCAAUACUGGAGUAACCGCUUCCUAAACCAUUUUGCAGAAAUGUAAGGGUGUUCGGUUGCGUGCAUGUGCGUUUUUAGCAACACAUCUACCAGCCCUCUGCAUGAUUGAUGUUGGGGGGAAAGAUAAGUAGAAAAAAGUCCCCAACUCAUUGUGUGUUAUGUGGAGGAAACGUGUAUUACCAAUGGGGUUUUUAGCUUUUAAAUCAAAAUAAUUACAAGUGUACAAUUUAGCUUAAUGAAUCAGAAAGCCUCUCCAGAGAAUUUUGGUUUCUUUGCUGCAAGAAGAAUGAGUUUCUGAAAUCUCAUCCAAGAACUUAGAAGCCAUCAGCCAAGUCUCCAUAUUUCUCUGUGCAAAAUGUCAUAGCUUAUAUAAAUGUACAAAUUCAAUAUUCAGUUGUAAUGCAUGCCUUCAGUUGUAAGUAGCCAGAUUUCUCUAUGGUGUCAUUGAAACAUGCUACUUUUUAAUUGGCCCUGUACAGUUCUGCUUAUUUAUAAAUAUUGAAAACACUACAGGUGUUGAAUGGUUAAAAUGUAGGCCUCCAGUUCAUGACCAGUUAUUUUUUGAGUGUGCAAACAGCUAUUUUGCACUGUAUUAAAUGUAACUUAUUUAAUGAAACCAGAAGCAGUAGACAGAUGUUGGUGCAAUACAAAUAUUGUGAUGCAUUUAUCUUAAUAAAAUGCUAAAUGUCAGUUUAUCACAACGCAUGUUUGACUUUAGACUGUAAAUAGAGCAGUUGUUUAUUUCUGUGCUGAUGGCAACAAGCGUUGCACAGACAUGGUUUCAGGAAAAUAAAUCUAUUCUACGAUAA